AUGAUCAAUGCCGUUGCACGAACACCGCAGGACCUCAUGGCCAUCCGCUUCUUCCAGGGGUACUUUGAAUCUUGCGUCUUUGCCGGGACUCAGUAUAUCCUGGGUUCUUGGUAUACCAAAAGCGAACUUGGUCAGCGCACCGGGCUGUUCACUGCGAGCGGACUCGCGGGAGGCAUGUUCGGUGGUUUCUUGCAAGCCGCCAUUUACUCUUCAAUGGACGGUUUCCAUGGGCUUCCGGGGUGGAAAUGGCUCUUCUUGAUAUGUGGCAUAAUCACUAUCCCAGUGGCCAUUUAUGGGUAUUUCUUCUUUCCGGAUACGCCCUACACCACCUCUGCCUUCUACCUCAAUGACGACGAGAAGCGCCUGGCACGGCAACGUGUACCCUUGGUCGAGCGCGGCGAACCCAUUCUCACCAAAAGUUUCCUGAAUCGCGUACUUACCUCCUGGCACUUGUACGCCUUCUGUUUCCUAUGGAUUUUGGGCAAUAGCUCGGAGUCCCAGGGAAACCAACAGCUCUUGAAUCUCUACAUGCAGGCACAUCCCGAGCGAGGAUACACCGUUUUCGAAAUGAACAGCUGGCCGGCUGCUGUGCAGGGUGUUGGUAUCGCCAGUACGCUUAUCUGGGCUAUUGGAACAGAUAUAUGGGGCCACCGCUGGGUGUCUGGAUACUAUGUUGGUAUUGUCUGCAUCGCCAAUGCUGUCAUGAUACUCGUCAAGCCGACAACAGUGGCCACGAAGUUCGCGGCGUAUUACUGGGCAGGCUCGAUCUACUGCAUUCAGGCGACGUUCUUUGCGUGGGCUAAUGACUCGAUGAGGGGGCAGCCUCCUGCUUUGCGCUCUUGUGUGAUUGCCUGUAUGAAUUCCGCGGGCAAUUGCUUCCAGGCCUGGUGGCCGCUUAUCUUUUACAGGGCGGAUGAUGCACCGGAUUUUACUAUUGGGAUGUACGCUAUGAUUGCAGUGGGUGCGGCGAUGCUCGUUUGGACGACAGUGCUGGUGUGGACGGACAGGCGCACUGCAGUGCAAGUCAUCGAUGCCGUUGAGGAAGAGUGCCGUCCCAGUGUAGACAGGAAAUCUGGAAAAUGCGACGACAUCAAUCAACGUGCGUGUGAGGUGUGA
Molecule: messenger RNA, 1116 nt
Organism: Aspergillus puulaauensis
Lineage: Eukaryota; Fungi; Ascomycota; Eurotiomycetes; Eurotiales; Aspergillaceae
Exons: 3
Coding region: 1-1116 (371 amino acids)
Biological process (GO): pantothenate import across plasma membrane
Cellular component (GO): plasma membrane
Molecular function (GO): pantothenate transmembrane transporter activity
Source: RefSeq, a predicted model, not a curated record